CCGACCCAGCUGCGCUGGAGGCGGCGGCGGCGGCGGCGGCGGCCGCAAAGCGGGAAUGCGCGCAAAGCAGGAGGAAGUGGGAGCCGCUGCAACCCUCCGGCCCGAGCUGUCAACCCGGUCGCCGCAGCAGCGGAGGAAGAAGAGGAGGAGGAGGAAGGAGAAGCAGCAGCAGCAGCAACGGCCGGGUUGCAGCUGGAGCUGCAGGGCGCUGCCUCCUUGCAUGGAGCCCACCGGGCGGGCGAGCCUUCCCGCCGGCCGCUCAGCCCCGGCUAGGGGGUCCCGCUAGUCCCCGGAGGAGGAAGAGGAGGAGGAGGAGGCACCUGGCCCGUCCUGGCUGGAGCCGGAGGAGAGGCUGCCCAGCCAAGGGGCCCUGCCGGAGGGCCGCCUCCACCCACCCAGCCACCCCGCCCGUGAGAAGCGAUGCCCGGCCGCGCAGGAAAUGCCCGCCUUCGUUGUUGUUGUUGUGGUCGUUUAAGAGGCCUCCAGUGAAGGUCUCCUGGCUCGCCUUCCCGACCGGAUCAGAAGGCUGCCGGAUUUCAAAAUGCUCAUAAAAGAAUAUCGGAUUCCUCUCCCCAUGAGCGUUGAGGAAUAUCGGAUUGCCCAGCUGUACAUGAUCCAGAAAAAGAGCCGGGAAGAAACUUAUGGCGAAGGCAGUGGCGUGGAGAUUUUGGAAAACCGGCCGUAUAUCGAUGGCCCAGGUGGCGAUGGGCAGUACACCCAUAAAGUAUACCAUAUUGGUAUGCAUAUUCCCAGCUGGUUUCGAUCGAUACUUCCAAAGGCGGCCCUCCGAGUCGAAGAGGAAUCCUGGAAUGCAUAUCCUUAUACUAGGACGAGGUACACCUGCCCGUUUGUGGAGAAAUUCUCCAUCGAUAUCGAAACCUAUUAUAUACCUGACUCAGGAGAGCAAGCCAACGUCUUCAACCUUUCCCCAGCAGAGAAAAGGCAAACCGUUCUGGAUCCUAUCGAUAUCGUGAAGGAUCCCGUCCCACCCCACGAAUACAAAUCAGAGGAGGACCCAAAGGUCUUUAAAUCGGCCAAGACAGCCAGGGGCCCCCUGGCCGACGACUGGAUCCAAGAGCACCAGAAUAACCCCGGUAGAAAUCCCGUCAUGUGUGCCUAUAAACUCUGCAAGGUGGAGUUCCGUUACUGGGGGAUGCAGUCGAAAAUCGAACGUUUCAUCCACGACGUCGGUUUACGGAAAGUGAUGGUAAGGGCUCAUCGGCAGGCUUGGUGUUGGCAGGACGAAUGGUACGGACUCACCAUAGAGGACAUCCGGCGGCUGGAGAAGGAGGCCCAGCUGAUGCUGGCUCGGAAGAUGGCGCAGUUCAGCAUCAACGAGCCUGAUCUAGAACCGCACCUUCCUCAAGACCCCCUGAACGAGGAAUCCAAGGCCAUCCUUCCAUCCACCGAAAGGGUGGAUGCCACCAGCAAUACUGAGGAACCUUUGCCGAGACGAGGGCUGACCAAGCAGUGGUCGACGUCUUCCAAAUCCUCUUCCAAAAGGGGAGCAAGCCCCUCGCACCACACCAUCUCCGAGUGGAGGAUGCAAAGCAUCGCCCGGGACUCGGAGGAGAGCUCCGACGAGGAAUUCUUCGAUGCGCACGAGGAUAUCUCUGAGAACGAAGAGGUGUUCCCGAAAGAGAUUACAAAAUGGAGUUCCAACGAUCUCAUGGAUAAAAUUGAAACGGCAGAAACGGACGAAGUCCCAGAUGAUCCAACUCUCGAAUCGGCUGCGGGAUACCAUGUCAGCUGCAGCAUCGAAAGACUAAGCAUUAUUGAGGAUGAAGCAGCACCUCCACUGGCGCAACCCAGCCAAAUCCAUGUCCUCCUUUUGGUCCUCCACGGAGGCAACAUCCUGGAUACGGGAAGCGGGGAGCAGAGCUCCAAGCAGGCGGACGUCAACACCAUCGCCACCGCCUUCGAUACAGUCAUCAGGGUCCAUUACCCGGCCACCCUCGGUCGGAUAGCCAUCAAACUGGUCCCUUGUCCGGCCAUCUGCUCGGAAGCAUUUUCUCUGGUCUCCAACCUCAGCCCGUAUAGUUACGACGAAGGCUGCCUCUGCAGUAGCCAGGAUCACAUCCCCCUCGCCGCGCUUCCUCUCCUGGCCACGUCCUCCCCGCAGUACCAAGAGGCGGUUGCCACGGUGAUCCUGAGAGCCAAUCAGGUGUACGGCGACUUCAUCAAGUCCCAAGAAGGUGCAUCCUUCAACGGCCAGGUGUGCCUGAUUGGGGACUGCGUGGGAGGGAUCCUGGCCUUCGACGCCCUUUGUUACAGCAACCAGACCAUGCCGGAAAGUCAAAACAGUAGCCGGCGCGGGAGUGUCGUCAGCGUGCAGGACACGGAUCUCUUGUCUCCCGGCAUCCUGGUGAACAACAGCUACUGCUCGGAAGGCUGUGGGUUGGAAGGCAGCCGGCAUCUCAGCCGGAGCACAGCCGACCUGCCGCGCAGCCACGAGGAAGAUCCCCAGAAGCAGCAGCUGCUGCGGAAAAGGAGCGAUUCGUCCACCUUCGAGUUGGACACCCUGAAGCAGCACCAGGCGUUCCUGUCCAGUUUACAUUGUAGUGCCCUGAAGAACUUUCCGGGAUCGCGGCGAUCGAGUAGCUCCACUCAACUGGACGGUGGGAAUCUUGGCAAAUUUGAGUUUGAGAUCACCGACUUCUUCCUCUUUGGCUGUCCCCUGGGGCUGGUCCUUGCCUUACGGAAAACCAUCAUACCGAAUCUUGACAUCUUCCAGUUGAGACCAGCCUGCCAGCAAGUUUACAACCUCUUCCACCCGGCUGAUCCUUCGGCCUCUCGCUUGGAGCCUCUUCUAGAGCAGAAGUUCCAUAUUUUACCGCCCUUCAACAUUCCACGUUACCAGCGGUUCCCGCUUGGCGAUGGCAAUUCAGCCCUCCUGGUGGAAACAAUCCAGAACAACCCUGCCCUCCUCCUCGUUGAAAGCAACCUUCUGGUUGCUCUUCAGAACCAGGACAACUUCAUGGAAACCAGUAUCCCUGUUCCCACCUUGAACUGGCAAGACGUUUCCAAUAAACAUUCUGGAUUUGCUGAGUCCGAUGUUGUUCAGUCUCAUGGUGGCGUCUUGGUGGAAAACACGUCCCCGUCUGCUCCCGUUUCCGCCCCCCAGUUCAGGGCCUUCCGGAGAGCAAGUGAAGUGAGCACUGUCAGCCAGGUAUCCGGAAUGGCGGAUAGUUACACUGCUUCCAACAUAGCCAACAAGAAAAAACACCACCUCAAUCACUCCAGAGGUUUUAGCCUUCUGGCGCUCCUAGCGCUCCCCCACAAGCCCCACAUCCAGGCCUUCCCCCAGAGGACUAGGGGGCUCGAGCCCGAAAGAUCCCCGAAUCCUUUAGGACGAAGGUUUGAGAGCUCCCUCCACGGGGAAACGGAGGCCGUUCGCCUGAUUCCAGAUCUUGACGUCCACAAAGUCGCGGCCAAGUGGUGGGGAACCAAGAGGAUUGACUACGCUCUCUACUGCCCGGAUGCGCUGACCGCCUUCCCCACAGUUGCCUUACCACACCUCUUUCACGCCAGUUACUGGGAAUCCACAGACGUGGUCUCCUUCCUCCUCCGACAGGUGAUGCGUCAUGACAACGGCAGCGUUCUUGAAGUGGACGGGAAAGAGGUCUCCAUCUUCACGCCUUCCAAACCCAGGGAGAAAUGGCUCCGUAAACGGACUCAUGUCAAGCUACGGAACGUCACCGCCAAUCACCGAAUCAACGACGCCGUAGCCAACGAGGAACGGCCCCAGGUGUUGAACGGGAGGUUCAUGUACGGCCCAUUGGACAUGGUCACGCUCACGGGGGAGAAGGUGGACAUUCAUAUCAUGACUCAGCCCCCCUCAGGAGAAUGGGUUUAUUUUGACACAGAGAUCACCAACGGCAGCGGACGGGUUUCCUACACGAUUCCCGAGCAGAGACGGCUGGGGAUCGGGGUCUACCCUGUCAAAAUGGUGGUGAGGGGUGAUCACACAUAUGCAGAUAGCUACAUAACUGUUUUACCACGGGGGACCGAAUUCGUGGUCUUCAGCAUCGACGGUUCCUUCGCGGCCAGCGUCUCCAUCAUGGGCAGUGACCCCAAAGUCAGGGCUGGAGCAGUUGACGUCGUACGGCACUGGCAAGAGCUUGGCUACCUCAUUAUCUACGUCACGGGCCGGCCCGACAUGCAGAAGCAGAGAGUGGUCGCCUGGUUAGCACAGCACAACUUCCCCCACGGGAUUGUCUCCUUCUGCGAUGGGCUGGUUCAUGAUCCCUUGAGGCACAAAGCCAACUUCCUGAAGUCUCUAGUCACAGACCUGGACAUGAAGAUCCAUGCGGCCUAUGGCUCCACCAAGGAUGUCUCCGUCUACACGUCCAUCAACCUGUCCCCUCCACAGAUCUACAUUGUCGGGCGAUCUACCAAAAAGUUACAGAACCAAUGCCAAUUCAUCACAGAAGGCUACGCGUCCCAUCUGGCCCAGCUGGAGUACACCCAUCGUUCCCGGCCUGCCAAGAAUACCACGCGAAUGGCUCUCCGGAAAGGCAGCUUCGGACUCCCGGGCCAAACCGAAUUCCUCCGCAAGAGGAACCACCUGUUGCGAACCAUCUCCUCUCAGCCCACCGUGUCCGCUGGCCAGAGUGCCUGUUACCGUCCAGAGCGGACGCAAAGCCACUCCGAAAGUGACCGGGAAAAGGACCGAGAACGCAGCCAACGGAGCAUGAGUCUCGCCACGGGCUGCUGGGGCCGAACCACGCUCCCAAAGCUCGAACCGGGGAACCUGGGUCAGAAGUAGAGGUGUCCGAGGCACAAUGAUGGCCGGCUGCACUUGCCCGGGUGGCAGAAGCAGGGGCCCACAGCAAGGCCAGCAGUCUGGGGCUCAUGGGCAAAUAUGGUGCUACUCAUUGCCGGUGGGGCGGCAGUGACCGGGCCGGGAGCAACCGAGCGAUUUGGGUUUCCUUCCCCCACCCACCCCCACAAAACAUGCAGGCCUGGACAGUGGCAGGAAUAUUGGGUACGCGGAACGCAACCGGGUGGGCCACGAACAGGAAUCUCCUUUUGCUACCGAGACGUCAAGCUGCCUCAUCUUCAAGAUCCACCGUUUUCCGGCUCUUAUCCAGGGUUAGAGACUGUAAAUAUGUGCCUGUCCAGAUUCUUCUCAGCCAUCCGUCAAAGACGAGAAGACACACAGUCGAAGAAAACACACCGGUACCGUUGGGAGCAGCAGCAGCAGAAGAAGAAGAAGACGAUGACCAGGUUGUGGGUAGGAGAGCCGUGUGUUUACGUAGGCUGGCCCAGGGACCCGGACACGACAAAGGGGACACCGUCAACUAUCACUGCUUUACAAUCGCAACGCCACUUGAUUCGUUCAUGGAGUCUGGAAGGACUCGGGACCCACAAAAAGAAGCCACAGCUCCAGGGCCGAGUCACGUUGAACGGCUUCCACUCAGCAACAUAAAGCUACGUGUGCGAUGCGCACACCAUUGGAUAGGUGGUUUAUUGAGGCUGGUUCUAAUUAAAGGAUUAAAAAAAAACAAGUAACAGUUUGGAAGUUGACGGAUUGCACUAAUUCAGGGGGGGGAAAAAAGAGUUCCUGCUCCUUCAGAGGGAAGGGAGCCCGAUUUGGGCACAACCUGCAGAAAGCAGUACCUGCCAUACGAUUCGGAGCACCUGGGAAGUGGCGAUAUUUGCUCAGCCUGAAAACCGAAAAUAAAAAAGAAGCUACAUCCAAAUUCUUCCCAGCCCUUUUCAGAUUGUUGUUGUUGUUGUUAUUUAUUUAUUCUCCUCCACCCCUUUGCCGUUAAGACUGGAACCGUUUCUCGUUUUUCCAAUGUUAUAGUAUCGGCUUUCGGCGGAGGUUGUAAACUGGUUUUCUUUUUAAACUGUAGGUACAUCGCAGCUGCACACCUCACGGUUUUUAGAUUUUGCACUGAGAAACUUUUAGGAAGGUUUUUUUUUCCCCCCUCAAACGACUCCUUCUGGAGUUAUAGCGCGUGAUGUUAAAAUGUUGUUAAGCCACAGCACAUCUGUCUGUACUUAACAGAUGCACAACGAAGGGGAGAGAUUUUCCCGACCCAUUCACCCUUGUCGAUAUUUCAGGAAGAUUUUUUUAUAAAGGUUCAAACUAGCCGUUCGAACCACCUUGUAGACCCGUCAACCUGACAAGGGAAGUUAGGAAGGGGGUGGGGGGGAAAGGCAGGGUUUUUUUUUUUCCCGCCUGGAAGAGAUUUGAUGCUGAAAAAUAGAGGAUCUCUGAGCAGGAGUGGAUUUGUAAUACAGGGGGUCCUUGGCUUGCAACCGUUCGUUUAGUAACGGUUCGAAAUUACGACAGCACUGGAAAAAAUGGGACUUACGGCCGUAGCUCAUAGUUACGAACCAUCGUAGUAUGCCUGUCAUCACAUGAUCAAAAUUCACCUGCUUGGCAGCCGGUUCGUAUCUAUGAUGGCCGCAGUGUCCCCAGGUCACGAGAUCCCCUUUGGCUACCUUCCGAUGAGCAAAGCCAACGGGGAAUCCCGAUUCAUUUAACAAACCAUCGGAAUAACAACUACAGUGAUUCACUUAACAACGGCAAAAAUGGGGCAAAGC
This is a messenger RNA of Ahaetulla prasina, 6558 nucleotides long. It is a transcript of the gene PITPNM2, whose product is annotated as phosphatidylinositol transfer protein membrane associated 2. Gene Ontology annotation, biological process: phospholipid transport. NCBI's taxonomy places the organism in Eukaryota, Metazoa, Chordata, Lepidosauria, Squamata, Colubridae. The transcript has 26 exons. Gene Ontology annotation, cellular component: cytoplasm. The record is from RefSeq and is a predicted model, not a curated record. Gene Ontology annotation, molecular function: phosphatidylcholine intramembrane carrier activity; phosphatidylinositol binding; phosphatidylcholine binding. Bases 542 to 4768 code for a protein of 1408 amino acids.